AUGGCCCCCCUCGUUCCUGUCUUCUCCGCCGAAUCUCUCCCGGAUCAUGUCAAUAUCGUGGGCAAAAACUUCCAAGAAAAGCGUCGCAAGGGUCCCCCCAUUGAUCUGAAAGAGUGUCAGCUACUUGAGAUGGUUCAAUAUUCUUGCAAUCCGCCUCAGGAUGGAAUUCCCCAGCCUGGAAGGGUGGUGUGCAAGCCGAUUGUGAGGUUAUUCAGACGUUGUGCUGGCGGAGUUACAGUUGAAACGACCUCGUGGGAACCUAUCAGGCAGGCGAAGGAGCUAGCAGCACAAACACAACAGAGUGUGGCAGCAGAAACGAAUACGAAAGCCUGA
Aspergillus wentii DTO 134E9 is the source of this 333-nucleotide messenger RNA. RefSeq lists its product as uncharacterized. NCBI's taxonomy places the organism in Eukaryota, Fungi, Ascomycota, Eurotiomycetes, Eurotiales, Aspergillaceae. Gene Ontology annotation, cellular component: mitochondrial inner membrane peptidase complex. Bases 1 to 333 code for a protein of 110 amino acids. The record is from RefSeq and is a predicted model, not a curated record. The transcript is spliced from 2 exons.